UCAUUCCACUGUGAGGGUUUUGUAUGAGAAGCUGUAACCUAUAUUCCUGCUCUUGGUGGUCAGACUACAAGAGUGUGUGUGUGUUGGUUUUGGAUUUUCUUCAUUUUUUGUCAAAGCUGAGUUUGGACCUCAUUUUAAUCACGGAACGCAUCCCAAUCAAGUCAGAGCAUGCUGCGAUGCCUUCUGCACUCAGCCAGGAAUCUUCCCAAUGUGGAAAAGAAAGACAGACACAGUGACCCAGUCGUGACUCUGAGCUUCAAAGGCGUAAAGAAGAAGACCAAGGUGAUUAAGAACAAUUUAAAUCCAGUCUGGAAUGAGGGUUUUGAAUGGGAUUUGAAAGGAACACCACUGGAUGCAAGUUCGGAGAUCCAAAUCGUGGUGAAAGAUCAUGAAACGAUGGGUAGAAACAGGUUUCUGGGGGAGGUACGAGCCUCCCUGAGGGAUGUCCUCAGCUCCCCGAACCUUAUGGCCAAGUACAGCCUGGCUUUGCUGGACACAAAGAAACAGAACACUGGGGCUGUCAUAAUUCUGCAGGUCUCAUACAUACCUCCUCCAGGGGCUGCACCGUUAUUCCCACCAACACCAGCUCAACCUGAGGCGACAGCGACAGAAGCGUUAGGGGACACUGAUGAACCUACUGACACUGCCGGUGAGGGAGAGGAGGACACGGAAGAUCCUUUGGCCACAGGUGAUGAGGGUGAGUCCACACCGGGGAUACCAGGGACAGAGAUGCCCGCAAUGCCAAAGAAACCACCAUCCACCAUGAUCCAUGGCAUCAGGAAAAGGAAGCGCCCAACCAAGGUUCUGCUCCCGAACAAACUGCAGGACUUCCAGGUCAGAGUGUGUGUUGUUGAAGCACGCCAACUGCCAGGUAUCAACAUCAGACCGGUCAUUAAAGUUACAGUUGCUGGCCAAACCAAGACAACACGCAUUCGUAAGGGAAAUAAUCCCGUCUUUGAUGAGACAUUUUUCUUCAACUUCUACGAGACACCUGCUGAUCUCUUUGAUGAGCCGAUUUUCAUUAUGGCCUAUAACUCACAUUGUCUGCGUAUGGACUCAGUGAUCGGAGAGUUCAAGCUGGACAUUGGGGCAGUUUAUUCAGAGCCAAAGCAUGCCUUUCUCAGGAAAUGGCUCCUCCUCUCUGAUCCUGAUGACCUGGCUGCUGGGGCCAAAGGUUACCUGAAGGUCAACCUCAUUGUGCUGGGACCUGGUGACGAAGCUCCUAUGGAGAAGAAAGAUAGUUCUGAAGAUAAAGAAGAUAUUGAGGGGAACUUGCUCCGACCCAGCGGAGUGUCACUGAGAGGAGCCUAUUUCAUAUUGAAGGUUUACAGAGCAGAGGAUCUGCCACAGAUGGAUGAUGCUGUUCUCGAUAGUGUGAAGCAGUUCUUUGGAUUCGACAGCAGCAAGAAAAACCUCGUCGAUCCUUUUGUGGAAGUGAACUUCGCCGGGAAGAUGGUUUGCAGUAAGAUCAUUGAGAAAAACGCCAAUCCACAAUGGAACCAGACCCUUAUGUUACCGAUCAGGUUUCCAUCCAUGUGUGAAAAGAUGAGAAUCCGGCUCAUUGACUGGGAUCGUUUAACCCACAAUGAUGUGAUUGGCACAACUUACUUAUGUAUGUCAAAAAUCUCUGCUCCAGGAGGAGAGAUUGAAGAUAUAUGCCCAGUGAAGCCUGAAACCAUUGGUGGCUUGGACGAUGGCCUGGGAUACCUUCCAUCCUUCGGACCCUGCUUUGUGAAUCUGUACGGCAGUCCCCGAGAGUUCACUGGCUUCCCUGACCCAUACGUUGACAUGAACCUGGGAAAGGGGGAGGCGAUGGCCUAUCGAGGUCGAGUCCUGCUGGAGCUGAGCACCAAACUUGUGGACCAGAUGGAGCAGAAGAUUGAGGAGAUCCCAUCUGAUGAUCUCUUAAGAGUUGAGAAACACCUCCGCCGCCGUAAGUUCCACCUGUGCGCUGUCUUCUAUUCGGCCACCAUGCUACAGGAAGUGAGCGACGCCAUCCAGUUCGAAGUUAGCAUCGGUAACUACGGCAACAAGUUCGACGCCACUUGCCUGCCCUUAGCCUCCACCACCCAGUACAGCCGUGCAGUGUUCGACGGAUGCCGUUAUUAUUUCCUACCCUGGGGUAAUGUGAAGCCAGUUGUGGUGCUUUCGUCAUACUGGGAGGACAUCAGCCACAGGAUUGACGCACUGAACAUCCUACUCAAUGCCGUAGACAGACUUGAAUCCAGUCUGGAGCUGGUCCAUCUUGCUUUCAAGGCGAAAAGCCCAGAGAGUGAAUUAAAGAGAAGAAUCGAUGAACUCAUUGACAUUGUCAUCACUGACUGCAGCCUACCUCUUCCCAGUGUACCGAACAUUUCAUCAGCAACCUGCCUGGAUGGUCAUAUCUACAGGUUCCGCACCACAAACCUACGACAGAUCACGCAAGCUGCAGAGAACCUCAAACAUGAGGGCAGCGUAGAUCUGCAGUUCAUCCUGGAUCAGGCUGAAGAUUGGCUUGUUCGACUCAAGAGCAUGGCUGAGGAGCCGCAGAACAGCCUGCCCGACAUUGUGAUCUGGAUGUUGCAAGGAGAUCGGCGAACUGCCUAUUACCGAAUUCCUGCACACGAGGUUCUCUACUCCCGCAGAGCUCCCUACUGCUCCGGGAAAAACUGCGGACAGCUUCAGACAAUCUUCAUGAAGCAUCCACGGAACAGCUCCAAAUUCGAUAAGAUCCCGGGCCAGGUACGAGUGCGGAUUUGGUUUGGGUUAGCAGCAGAUAACAAGGAAUUUAACCAGUUCACCGAGGGCAAGCUGUCAGUGUUUGCAGAAACGUAUGAAAACCAGACCAAGUUGGCCCUCGUGGGGAACUGGGGUACGACCGGGCUCACCUACCCCAAAUUCUCCGAUGUCACUGGAAAGAUCAAGCUUCCCAAGGAUUCCUUCCGGCCUUCGGCAGGCUGGGCCUGGGCAGGAGACUGGUUCAUCUCCCCUGAGAAAACCUUGCUCUACGAUGCCGAUGCUGGUCACAUGACGUUCGUUGAGGAAGUGUUUGAAAAUCAGGCCCGGUUGCCGGGGGGACAGUGGAUCCAAAUGUCUGAGGCCUACACUGACAUAAACGGAGAGAAGGUGUUACCUAAGGAUGACAUUGAGUGCCCCAGUGGCUGGAAAUGGGAAGAUGUGGAAUGGUCCACUGACCUUAACCGAGCUGUGGAUGAACAAGGCUGGGAGUAUGGAUUCACCAUCCCCCCGGAUCGGAAGCCCAAAUCCUGGGCCCCGGCAGAGAAGAUGUACCACACAAACAGGAGGCGCCGUUGGGUCCGAAUGCGCAGGAGGGAUCUUCAACAAAUGGAAGCGCUCCGCAAGACCAAGGCUGAAGAUUUAGAGAUGGAAGGCUGGGAGUACGCGUCUCUCUUUGGUUGGAAGUUCCACCUGAAGCAGAGGAAGACUGACAGCUUCCGUCGCCGGAGGUGGAGGCGCCGCAUGGAGCCCCUGGAGAAGGCCGGACCUUCCGCAGUCUUCGCCCUGGAAGGUGCACUGGGCGGUGUGACAGAUGACAAGAGUGAGGAGAAAUCAAUGUCAGCCCUCAACCUGGGUGUGAAUACGCCCACCGUCUCCUGUAUAUUUGACUUUGGAACCAGAUAUCAUCUUCGAUGCUACCUUUAUCAAGCGAGGGAUCUGAUUGCAAUGGAUAAAGACAGCUUCUCUGACCCAUACGCUAUCGUCUCAUUCCUGCACCAAAGCCAAGCGACUGUCACGAUGAAAAGCACCUUGAACCCCACCUGGGACCAGACACUCAUCUUCCAUGAAGUGGAGAUUUUCAGUGAAUCCAACAUCACCACCAACACUCCUCCCAACAUUGUGGUUGAAUUGUAUGACCAUGACACCUAUGGAGCUGAUGAGUUUAUGGGGCGAUGUAUCUGCAGACCAUCUCUUGAAGCCUCUCCAAAGUUGGCGUGGUACCCAGUGAGAAGGGGCAACAGAAAUGCAGGGGAACUUCUGGCUGCCUUUGAGCUCAUUCCACGAGAGAAGCGUACAGUGCAUCGUAUUCCUGGUGUGAAGGAGGAAUUUAGCACACUGAAGGAGCUCCUGGUCCCGGAUUUCUUCUGUGAGGGUCUGCUACGAUGGGAGGACGACACGGACCUACCUUACCCACCCCCACAGCGGGAACCCAAUAUCUACAUGGUGCCCCAAGGGAUCAAACCUGUCCUGCAACGCACUGCCAUUGAGGUUCUAGCCUGGGGCCUGAGGAACCUGAAGAGCUACCAGCUAGCAAGCGUGUCCUCUCCCAGCCUCAUCGUGGAGUGCGGAGGGCAGAUGGUGCAGUCCUCAGUCAUUAAAAAUGCCAAGAAGAAUCCAAACUUCAACAUGUCCAUCCUGUUCAUGGAAGUGCGCUUACCAAAGGAGGAGUUGUAUUGUCCAUCAAUCACUGUCAAAGUGAUUGAUAACAGGCAGUUUGGAAGACGACCUAUCGUUGGACAGUGCACCAUCAGGUCCCUGGUGGAUUUCUACUGUGACCCUUAUGUGGAAAAGAGGGAUUCUGCUGCUCUACAGACCGAUGGUCGAAGCCCCUCGUUCCGAGAUGAUGUGCUCAUUGAUAUCGAUGAUAGGCAGCCUCUGAUCACAAGCCAGUUUGCAGGCUGCAUGACCAGCUCAACCUUGAAUAAGUUCCCUUCUAUGUCCAGUCUUCAUGAAGACGAGUUUGUAGACUGGUGGAGCAAGUUCUACGCAUCAACGGGUGACACCCACAAAUGUGGAAUGUACCUGGAUAAAGGCUUCGACACACUUCAGGUCUACAAUGUUGAACUGGAGAAGGUCGAGGCAUUCGGGGGGUUAACAGAUUUCUGCCAUACCUUCCCUCUGCAUCGUGGGAAGGCUCAGGGUGAAGAUGAGGAUCCUUCAGUUGUGGGCGAAUUUAAGGGAAGCUUCAAGAUCUACGCUCUUCCAGAUGACCCAUCUGUACCCAACCCUCCUCGCCAAUUCUGCCAACUACCAGACAGUGGACUCCAGGAAUGUCUAGUCAGGGUUUAUGUUGUCCGAGCCUUUGGACUGCAGCCUAAGGACUCAAAUGGGAAGUGCGACCCGUACGUGAAGGUCUCCCUGGGUAAGAAAUCGGUCAGCGACCAGGACAACUACAUCCCGUGCACACUCGACCCAGAGUUUGGAAGGAUGUAUGAACUGACUGGAAACCUCCCCAUUGACAAAGAUUUGAAGGUCACCCUGUACGACUAUGAUCUGCUGUCAAAGGAUGAGAAAAUAGGCGAAACAGUGAUUGAUUUGGAAAAUCGUUUCCUCUCUCGAUUCGGGGCCUGCUGUGGCUUACCUCACACCUACUCCAUCUCCGGACCAAACCGAUGGCGUGACCAGCUCAGACCAAGCCAGCUCCUCCACAUCUACGCACAGAGGCAAGGCUACAAGCUGCCUGUGAUCACGGACAGUAAGAUCACGAUGGCAGGCGAGGAGUUCCUUCUGUCUGAUUUUGAGGAUGGGAAGCCCCUCAACACGCACCUGGGACCCCCCGAUGAGCGCCUGGCUUUGUAUGUGCUCUGCAAACAGGGCCUGGUCCCAGAGCAUGUGGAGACACGGGCAUUAUUCAGCCCAUUACAGCCUGACAUUGAGCAAGGCAAGAUUCAACUUUGGGUGGACAUCUUUCCCAAAUCACUUGGACCUCCUGGACCUCCAUUCAACAUCACCCCUCGCAAAGCGAAGCAGUUUUAUCUGCGUUGUAUCAUAUGGAACACCAACGAUGUAAUCUUAGAUGAUGUCAGUAUCACAGGAGAGAAGAUGAGUGAUAUCUAUGUGAAAGGUUGGCUUCUGGGCUAUGAAGGCAACAAACAGAAGACAGAUGUCCACUACAGGUCCAUGGGCGGUGAAGGAAACUUCAACUGGAGAUUCGUCUUCCCUUUUGAGUAUUUGCCGACCGAACAAGUCUGCUCCAUUGCCAAGAAGGAGCAUUUCUGGAGCCUGGAUAAGACACAGACGAAAAUUGCACCCGAGCUCAUCAUCCAAAUCUGGGACAAUGAUAAAUUUUCCUUCGAUGACUACCUGGGGUCAAUUCAGAUGGAUCUCAACAGAAUGCCCAAACCGGCCAAGUCUCCCGAGAAGUGUGGUCUGAUGGUGCUAGAGAGCGGGAAGCAUGUCUCUCUAUUUGAGCAGAAAUCAGUGAAGGGUUGGUGGCCCUGCGUUGCUGAGUCGCAAGGAGAGAAGACCCUUGCGGGCAAAGUGGAAAUGACCCUGGAGAUAGUGACAGAGGAGGAGAAGGAGGAGCGUCCUGCUGGACAGGGCCGCGAUGAGCCCAAUAUGAAUCCGAAACUCGAGGAACCAAAGCGUCCGGACACUUCCUUCCUCUGGUUCACCUCCCCCUUGAAGACGCUGAAGUACAUCGUCUGGAGGAAAUUCCGCUGGGUGAUCCUGGCGCUGCUGGUGUUCCUUCUCCUGGUUCUGUUUAUCGUCAUCUUCCUGUACUCUUUCCCAGAAUAUGCUGCUAUGAAGUUGGUGAAGCCUUUCAGCUGAGGCCUUCCAUGUGGAAAGGAGCAAUGUGAGGUGGAGCUUUCCAUGCCAAGGCUAUCCGCACUUCGCCUCCAAUAGUAACCUGUAUUUACAGGAAGCCUAUAGCCUUCAAAUAGGAAAUUACCAGCCUCGUGCCUCACGCUUGCAGCCAGUUUUGGGGUAGCUGGCCUGUACCAUCCUUGCUGGCGUUUCACUGCUUUUACACACUGUCAGCAUCUCAUUGGCAUUUGACAGGGGUGCCUGCUUCCACCAAUCUCCCUUGACUUAUCAUACGCUCCCUCUCUCUCUCUCUCUGUCUCUCUCUGUCCAAGCUGGUAUGCCGAGGCUCCAUCCAACAGUAGAUGAUGUUGCAAUCAGGAAGACGCAAUGGGGAAGUAGAGCUGCCUGUUCUGUGCGUGCUGUAUGGUUCCUUGGCUUUAGACCGGGAGUUAUUACUUUCAUUGCAAUUUCCUUUUCGACCCCCAUCCAACCCUCCACCUCAAGACUGAUCUCCUCACUCACUGGAGACAAUCAGACCCCAGUCUAUGACCCACCAAGGUAAUGGAGGGUAAUGGGAGCCAGGCCUGUAGGGAGUGGCUGUAGGCACAAAGAAUGCCUCAUAGAUAUCUGCGCACCUUCCAUUGAAACCUCAAUGCCACAAAGGACAUGAAUCAAGGACGCUCCCAUUAAAGAUGGUGCCUCAUGCAUGACGCGGCAUCAAGCCCUUCCAAAGACAUCACCGACCAUGUUAGAUAACAAAUCUGGAACCUGAAUAUUCACCCACUAAAUCUGAUCACUGGCUCACUCUCUGUAUCACCCUCUGUUUUUAUUCAUUGCUGGGACGUGGCUAGCCCAGUGUUUCUUGCCCAUCCCUAAUUGCCACUGAGAAGGUGAUGGUGAGCUGCCUUCUACUUUGUAUCAGAUUUGUUAGUUUAUCAGUUUUUUUGGAGAGCCCUGCUCUCAAGGGGAUAAUAAUGAUGUUACCACCUCAACAGGACAGAAUAGAGCUGAACUUUUUUUAAUAUGACAAUGUAUUAGCCAUGCAACAUUAUAGGACAAUAUUUAUUAUAGGAACUGCACUUACUCUGCUCGUAUCCACUCUACAAAACAGUGAAAUCUCAAUAAUCUGAAUGACCACUCAGUGUUUAGAACUGCUCCUCGCAGCAUCAGGGACCUGGGUUUGAUUCCACCCUCAGGUGACACUCUGUGUGGAGUUUGCACAUUCUCCCCGUGUCUGUGUGGGUUUUCUCCGGUUUCCUCCCACAGUCCAAAGAUGUGCAGGUUGGUGGAUUGGCCAUGCUAAAUUGUCCAUAGUGUCCAGGGAUAUGCAGGCUGGUGGGUUAGCCAUGGGAAAUGCAGGAUUACAGGGACUGGGUAGGCAAUGAGUGUGGGUGGGAUGCUCUUUGGAGGGUCAGUGUGGCUGAACAGCCUGCUUCCAUACUGUAGGGAUGCUAUGGUCCACACUGGGGCUUAGAUAUCCCCUCUACCCGCCGGCCUGGAUAUCUCCAUCCACACUGGGGCUUAGAUAUCCCCGCUACCCACGGGCCUGGAUAUCUCUAUAGAGGGACCCAGAGACUUCCCUCUGUACUUGGAACAAAGAACAAAGAAAAUUACAGCCCUUUGGCAAGUCUGUGCUGAUGUGCUGCCUGUCACAACUAAAACCCCCUACCCUUCUGGGCGCUGUAUUCCUCUAUUCCCGUCCUGUUCAUGUAUUUGUCAAGACACCCUUUAAAAGUCACUACAAGUAUCUGCUUCCACUACCUCCCCCGGCAGCGAGUUCCAGGCACCCACCACCCUCUUGUGCCUGGAGAUUCCUUUCUCCCUGGAGCCUGGGGGUGCCUAAAAUAAUGUGAUGUGGUUUGCAGAUGUAAAACAUGCCAGAGAAAUGCACUAUCUUUCUGGCUACACAAAGAAGCCCUUUCAAUUCUUGGAGAAAUCCAAAUCAGGAGGGUGAUCAGGAAGGAUCCUUUCUCACAGAUGUUUGGUGGUUACAGAACUUGCUGAAACUUAUUGCCUUGCCCUUCAUCAGGACCAAUGCAAGAAUGCCCAAUUUCAGUCACUACAAUUUAGGCUGUUGGAGGUUAAAGGGUUGUCAAGCCAACUCUGAUUGGUCAAGGCACUGCUACGGAGACAGCAAAAGCAGAUCUCAAGUUCCUGGGUAAUUGAAUUGAUCGUGUUGCCUUGGUUUGCAGGGAAUGGAUCCCUGUGUGGAUAUGUGUGUCAUGUAUUGUGAGUGUACAUGAUCCACGUGAAGAGCUGCCUGUUCGCUGCACUGGGCCAGAGGAGUGUGGAAGAAAAAUCUUCAACAGCUUGUUUCUGUCCCAACAAGCCUUGCCCCUCAGAUUGAGGAGGAGAGGUCUGGCAUUCUCUACCCCGAAAAUCUAUGGAUGUGGGCAUCAGUUGGCACUUGGAAGACUGAGACCCAUGGGUUUUUGUUCGACAAGGUGUAAAGGGGCAAAGAUGUGUAGGUGAGGUGGGGAUGAUCUAGCAGAGUAUAAUGUACACAAGAAGCUGAUUGGUCCUAAUAUGCCUGUGUUGCUGUAUCCCAUGAUGUGAGGGCACCAAUUGGCUGUUUGGACUCUUGAUGACUUUUUCACGCCUGCAAAUUGGACACUGAAACACAACCGCCACACCCAUCCUUAUCACACAGUCCCUCCAGUGGUGGGCAGAAGGUGGUGAAUUGUAACAUGAGAGGGGGAUACUCGGAGUGUUGGUUAAAGCAAAGAAAUAACUGAUUUUAUUGUUGGUUUCUGCAA
Molecule: messenger RNA, 9221 nt
Organism: Stegostoma tigrinum
Lineage: Eukaryota; Metazoa; Chordata; Chondrichthyes; Orectolobiformes; Stegostomatidae
Gene: dysf
Product: dysferlin, limb girdle muscular dystrophy 2B (autosomal recessive)
Exons: 57
Coding region: 169-6489 (2106 amino acids)
Biological process (GO): plasma membrane organization; membrane fusion
Cellular component (GO): membrane
Source: RefSeq, a predicted model, not a curated record